Molecule: messenger RNA, 1951 nt
Organism: Aplosporella prunicola CBS 121167
Lineage: Eukaryota; Fungi; Ascomycota; Dothideomycetes; Botryosphaeriales; Aplosporellaceae
Exons: 4
Coding region: 22-1761 (579 amino acids)
Source: RefSeq, a predicted model, not a curated record
UCCCUCCUUGAAGCCCACAUCAUGUCCGCCCUAGCCACGUACCAAGCCGCGCCCGACCCAGACACCAGCGCCGCCAGCCGACCAUGGCAAGAAACCGCCGCCAUGCUCCAAAAGCACCGCGACGCGACGCUUGCGGCAGUGCGGCCCGCGCUGUGCGAUCCCCCGGCCCAGCUCCCCCUCAACGUCGCCAGCCUUGCCGAACAGCUCUUGCCCUCGGACGUGAAAGCCAUCACCGAGUCCGCGCCAGAAGUUUUGCUCGCCCAACUCGCUAGCCAGAAGCUUACCGCCACUGCCGUUACCAAUGCGUUCUUGCACCGCGCGAGCCUCGCCCAGAAACUCACCAAUUGCGUCACCGAGCUCCUGCCCGAGCGCGCGCUGGCACGCGCCAAAGAGCUGGAUGAGUAUAUCAAGACGCACGGCAAGCCGAUUGGGCCGUUGCACGGCCUCCCCAUCAGCGUGAAAGAGCACAUCCCCAUGGCCGGGCUGAAGACGAAUGCCGGCUUCAUCGCUUGGGCCGAAAACGAAUCCCCGCAAGCGCCGAUCCUCGACAUCCUUUGGGCCGCGGGUGCCGUGUUCCACGUGCGGACCACACAGCCUCAGACACUGAUGCACCUUGAGACGAGCAACAACAUCUACGGCGUCACCGUCAACCCGUUCAACAGGCAACUCACCGCUGGCGGGUCUUCGGGGGGUGAGGGCGCAUUGAUCGGUACCAGAGGUAGCUGCUUGGGGGUUGGGACGGACAUUGGCGGCUCGAUUCGCAGCCCUGCGGCCAACAACGGCCUGUACGGGUUCAAGCCAACGGGUUGCAGGCUGCCGGAUGGAGGCCUCUUGGCUACGAUGAAGGGACAGGAACAGGUUAUCCCGGCCAUUGGGCCUUUGAGUACCAGCUUGGAAGGCAUCAAGAUUUUCAGCAAGGUGGUGUUGGAUGCGAAGCCGUGGCUGAAACAGCCGCAUUUGGUGUCAAUGCCGUGGCGGGAUGAUCAAGAAUGGCUGCCAAAGUUACCUAAUGGAGGGAAGAAGCUCAAAGUUGGUGUCUUGUAUGAUGACGGUGUUGUGAAACCGCAUCCACCUGUGCUGAGAGCACUUAAGGAGGUUACCGAGAAAUUGGAAAAGAUUGAAGGUGUUGAACUGGUGGAGUGGAAGCCAUACAAACAUGAUCUGGCGUGGGACAUAAUCUCAAGCAUUUACUUCUGUGACGGCGGUAUCGAAGAGACUGCCGCCAUUGAGGCCUCCGGAGAACCAUGGCGUCCGCUUUCGAAGUUCAUAAUCAAAGACAACCCACAGGUUCCCACGCAGCCGUACAGCAUCAAAGACGUGUGGCGUCUCACGGCGCAGCGCGAACAGUACAGGGCUGAGUAUGCUGAAGCUUGGAACCGAACCGCCACAGGGCCCGAUGGCGAGGGUAUGGUGGAUGUGAUCCUCUGUCCUGUCGGACCUGGCACAGCACCUCCGCUGGAUCAAGCCCGCUGGUGGGGCUACACAAGCCAGUGGAAUCUGCUGAACUACCCUGCUGUCGUGUUUCCGGUCACGCAAGCGGAUCCAGCACUCGAUGCGAAAGACGCGUCGUAUCAACCGCGCAACGAGAGAGACGAGUUCAACCAUAAGCUCUACGAGCCCGAGACAUACCGAGACGCGCCGGUAUCGCUGCAGCUUGUCGGCCGCAUAUUCGAAGAUGAGAAGGUCAUCGAAGCGCUGGACUACAUAACGCAGCGUACGGGCCUGCCUUUCGCAGACGCGCUGAAGGCGAAGGCCGAAUGAUGGGUCGGGUGGUGUGACGGUGCGGUCUAGUAUCUCGGGCUUUGAAGAUGUUUGUAGACGGUCUAAGAUAGGAUUGGGAAUAGGACACGGCAGGAUUAAAUUUGAAGAGGCAUGUGCAGCGAAAGGUGGGAUGGAUGGUGUGGGCAAGGGCAGUGGGGUGAGCCAAGCUCCGACGUGGCUGCCUGCCGCA